Molecule: messenger RNA, 561 nt
Organism: Rhinichthys klamathensis goyatoka
Lineage: Eukaryota; Metazoa; Chordata; Actinopteri; Cypriniformes; Leuciscidae
Product: PE-PGRS family protein PE_PGRS26-like
Exons: 2
Coding region: 1-561 (186 amino acids)
Source: RefSeq, a predicted model, not a curated record
AUGGUGGGCCAGGCCCGUACAGGGGGACAGGACACGGGACGUGGCAUGGCGUGGACGGGCCUGGGCUGUGGCGUGGGCGGAUCUGGCAGUGUAGGGGGCCAGGGUGGAUCCGGCAGUGCAGGGGGCCAGGGCGGAUCCGGCAGUGCAGGGGGCCAGGGCGGAUCCGGCAGUUCAGGAGUCCAGGGUGGACCAAGCAGUUUAGGAGUCCAGGGUGGACCAGGCAGUUCAGGAGUCCAGGGUGGACCAAGCAGUUCAGGAGUCCAGGGUGGACCAAGCAGUUCAGGAGUCCAGGGUGGACCAAGCAGUUCAGGAGUCCAGGGUGGACCAAGCAGUUCAGGAGUCCAGGGUGGACCAGGCAGUUCAAGAGUCAAGGGUGGACCAGGCAGUUCAGGUGGCCAUGGCGGAGCCCCGUCCCCCCAAAAAAUUUCUCUGGUGGGCAGCUAUGGGGUUAUGGGCAGGAACAGAAACCGGCUCAGGAACAGACACCGGCUCGGCGGCGGCCAUCUUGUCUGGGGUCACCGGCUGGGCAGACGCUACAAGGGUUACCAUGUGGAUGACUAG